Molecule: messenger RNA, 824 nt
Organism: Salvelinus fontinalis (brook trout)
Lineage: Eukaryota; Metazoa; Chordata; Actinopteri; Salmoniformes; Salmonidae
Product: ATP synthase-coupling factor 6, mitochondrial-like
Exons: 6
Coding region: 148-516 (122 amino acids)
Biological process (GO): proton motive force-driven ATP synthesis
Molecular function (GO): proton transmembrane transporter activity
Source: RefSeq, a predicted model, not a curated record
UGUCACUGGUUGAGCUUCUGUUACGUAAGCCGCUUGAUGCUGUGACCACCGGGCAGGAGCUUCAAGAUUUGCCCUUCCAGACCUAUUGAGGCAGACUGUGGGCCGAAGAUCAAGCAGUUUCCAUAGGAAGGAUUUUGAAGCGCAAAGAUGGCGGCUUCCUUGCUGAGGAUAGGGCGACUUGGCUCUCUCAAGUGCGUGCAGGCGGAGAGCUGGAACUCUUUGAGAGCUCCUGCAGCUGUUGCCCUAUGCACGAAUGCUGGUGGUCCCAAGAAGCCCAAGAAGAGCAGUUCAGAGACUCAACUGGACCCCAUCCAGAAGCUAUUCCUGCAUUCGAUCCGCGAGUAUUCCUCAAAGAGCGCGGCUAGUGGUGGUUUGGUAGAUGCAGGCCCUGCAUAUGAGAAGAACUUGGCAGAAGAGCUGACUAAACUCCAGAGGCUGUAUGGUGGUGGUGACCUCACAGCUUUCCCAGAGUUCAAGUUCCCAGAGCCCAAGUUGGAGGAAGUUGCUCCCAAGUAAACAUCACCAGUCAACUUUUCUGUUGUCUUUUCCUGUCAAUCUGUUCUUUGAAGCGGACAUCUAGUAAUAAAUUAGGUAGGCUACUAUAGCAAAUCAAGGCUAAAAUAAUCAUUCAUUUUGUUUGUGGGGUAUAGAGCUGUUUCCGUAUAUCUAGAGAUUCUCUUGCAAAUUAGUCUGUAUUAGACGCACGUGUUGGAGGACAAGCUGAUGCUGCGCUUUGAGCUGUGAAAUAUGCUUUUGCAUAGGAUGAAGAUCUAGAAAUGUUUAAGUUGGAUAAGGGAAAAAAUAAACUGAUCCAUAUUGUUUUA